Pyricularia pennisetigena is the source of this 1629-nucleotide messenger RNA. RefSeq lists its product as uncharacterized. The coding region runs from base 1 to 1629 and encodes 542 amino acids. The transcript has 3 exons. NCBI's taxonomy places the organism in Eukaryota, Fungi, Ascomycota, Sordariomycetes, Magnaporthales, Pyriculariaceae. Gene Ontology annotation, cellular component: mitochondrion. Gene Ontology annotation, molecular function: CDP-diacylglycerol-glycerol-3-phosphate 3-phosphatidyltransferase activity. Gene Ontology annotation, biological process: cardiolipin biosynthetic process. The record is from RefSeq and is a predicted model, not a curated record.
AUGAUAGUCCGGGGCUUUUCGAGGAGCGCCUCGAGGCUAAGGCCAACCUUGUCAACAUCGCGUGCCCCCGUCCGAACACACACUCGACCCCAAUGCCGCUCAUUUACGGGCUCGUCCACUGCGGGAGCUGCGGCAGGGCCGGCGACUAAUAGCCCGACGACCAUGGCCGGCUUGCUGGCACCCUUCACGACCGAGCUCGACAAGAUUGCACCUUCUUUUCGGAUACACGGCUCGCAGAUACGCAUCCUGCAGACUCCUGCAGAGUUUUACGAGACGCUCAAGGACAAGAUUCGGCACGCAGAGCGCCGCAUCUUCUUGUCCACUUUGUACAUUGGCAAAUCUGAGAAAGAGCUGAUUGCUACACUACAAGAGGCAUUGCGGGCAAAGCCAGAGCUCAAGAUUAGCAUCCUCACAGAUGCUCUGCGUGGCAGUCGCGAGGCGCCGGAGCCUUGCUCUGCGUCGCUUCUAGCGCCCCUCGUGACCGAGUUUGGGGCUGAGCGCGUCGAAAUCAGGAUGUACCACACGCCGAACCUGACGGGACUGCGGAAGAAAUAUAUACCUAAGCGGAUCAACGAGGGUUGGGGGCUGCAGCAUAUGAAGCUGUACGGUUUUGAUGACGAGAUUAUCAUGUCAGGGGCAAACUUGUCAAACGACUAUUUCACAAAUCGCCAGGACAGGUAUCACUUGUUCUCUUCCAAAGAAAUCACCGAGUAUUUCUGGGGUCUACAGAGGGCGGUGGGCUCUUUGAGCUUUCUUGUGCAGCCGUCUACAGAGUCACCCUCUGGUUUUGAGAUGACAUGGCCCGGAAGCAAUCUUGCGCCUUCUCCUCUCGAAGAACCAGACAAGUUUGUGGCAAAGUCAACAACACUGAUCAAAGACCUCAUCUCGAUGAAGUCCGCCAAAUCAAACGCAGGCUCUGGUGACGAAGGCAGACAGACCGACACCUCGGUGUACCCAUUGACCCAGAUGUCUCAGCUCAUGAAACCCGAUGCAUCGACAGAGCUGCCGGCAGUGACGCACAUCCUCUCCCAGUUGGCGUCGCCUGCUCUGGCCGGCUCGUCAUGGACGUUCACAGCCGGUUAUUUCAACCCAGCACCCUCGCUCACCAAGCUACUACUCUCGGCGGCCCCUGGAGGCACCGGAACGGUGAUUACGGCGUCUCCUUACGCAAACGGGUUCUUCCGCUCUCGUGGUGUCUCAGGGAUGUUGCCGGACGCAUAUAGCCUCCUAGCACGGCGAUUCCUGGACCAAGCCGAACGCCGCAAGGGCGGACAAGUUGUCGUGCUCAAGGAGUGGCGACGCGGCACAUCCGGCGAGCCAGACGGCUGGACGUACCACGCCAAGGGGCUGUGGGUGACGUUGCCAGGUGGUCAGGACAUAGGCCCAUCCCUGACUAUGGUGGGCAGCUCCAACUAUACAAAGCGCAGUUAUAGCCUUGACCUUGAGGCCAACGCGAUGAUUGUGACCACAAACGAUGGCCUCAGGAGGAGGCUGGCGGACGAGCAGCGAUGGUUGCAAGACUACGCCGCACCGGUCACGAUUGAUGACUUUGCAAAGACGGAAAGGAGGGUUAGUUUGAAGGUGCGGAUUUCUAUGUGGAUCGUGUCCUUGGUAGGUGGUGCCUUGUAA